AUGGCGGUUCCAGGAAACCUUGUCAUCUCAGCUCGUUCAGGAGCCCAUUCGUUUGAUCCUAGUCAAAUGAAUAUGUCACACGUCAUAUCCAAUCUUUCUUUUGGCCGGAAGAUUGCACCUAGGGUGAUGAGUGAUGUGAAGCGCUUGAUACCUUAUCUUGGUGGAAGUCAUGACAGGUUGAAUGGGCGACCAUUCAUUAAUCAUCGUGAUUUGGGUGCAAAUGUUACUAUCGAGCAUUAUCUUCAAAUAGUUAAAACGGAGGUGAUAACAAGAGGAUCUCAUAAAUUAGUUGAGGAAUACGAGUACACAGCCCACAGCAGUUUGGCUCAGAGCCUAUACGUACCUGUUACAAAAUUCCAUUUUGAGCUUUCUCCAAUGCAGGUUUUAAUAACUGAGAAUCCAAAGUCCUUUUCACAUUUUAUCACAAAUGUCUGCGCAAUUAUUGGGGGUGUUUUCACGGUUGCUGGAAUCUUGGAUUCCAUUCUGCACAACACCAUUAGAAUGAUGAAGAAAGUAGAGUUGGGUAAAAAUUUUUGAUAGAUAGGUGAGAUUUUAAGCGUAUAAGAAAUUCAGAUUUCCCAGAAACCCAUACACUAGUGACGGACAUUGGCAAUUUAUUCCGCAAUAAAUGUACAAUGAAGCAUGAAGUUGGCUAUUCUAGUUGCCAUCACAGGAAAUGAUUUGGAAGAAGGAAUCUGAGCUUAAUGGUUGCAUGCGAUGCGAUCUUUUUCCUCCCUUUAAUUUUUUCUUUCUAGUUUCUAGUUUCUAGUUUCUACUAAUGUUUAGUUUUAAUUGGUACGGAUGGCGGUGAGUUGGUUGUGGAACGUGGAAAAUGGUAGUGAAAUUACCUUAGCUGGUUGGGCUGCCCCUUGGCUGUGGGGAGACAAAUGUAUUUUUGGUGUAAUGCUAUACGUGCUACAUGUUCUUCAUCCUCAA
Molecule: messenger RNA, 936 nt
Organism: Corylus avellana
Lineage: Eukaryota; Viridiplantae; Streptophyta; Magnoliopsida; Fagales; Betulaceae
Source: RefSeq, a predicted model, not a curated record